Molecule: messenger RNA, 2148 nt
Organism: Cuscuta europaea
Lineage: Eukaryota; Viridiplantae; Streptophyta; Magnoliopsida; Solanales; Convolvulaceae
Source: the annotation of a GenBank genome assembly
CUUUUUAGUUCAAUAGGUGGAUGCACGGUUGCCGGUGGGUAAGCAGGGGCAUCGGAAUGGUCAAGAAUAAGGCGAAAAGUACAGCAGAAAGAACUGUAGAGAAAGCGACAGACACGCAAUCGCACAAAAUGGCCUCUGUAGUCUAGUCUUCCAGCUUAGCUUGCCACCUCCAAGAACUCUCGAAGACUCCAUCUUUCAAUCACAUUCUCAGAUUCACCCCCUGCUUACGCAAAAAUAACAUUAUUGUAGAAUUAAUCAGCCAAGUCUUCCCAAGAUUUUAGCUGACCAAAAACAGUCUUCUCCCUGAAUACGUACCCAUCACGCCCUCCCUCUAACACUCUGCAAAACCCAUUCGCCAUUUUCAGCCAAAUCAAGAAAGUGAAGAAAUCCCACACCACAUGCAUUCAUGAGUUGGGUAUGGGGUGUUUGAUUUCUCAGCUGGCGGCGAAGUUGGCUUUCUUUCCGCCUUCGCCGGCCACAUAUCGCGUGAAGAAGCGCGACGGAGACGGCCGCUGGGAAGCUGUCCCGAACUCCGCCGCCGCCGCCGCUUUGACGGCGUCCGUUUCGGAGGACACUUGUCUGGAUGUGCAUAUUCUAGACACCAAGAGGGGAAACAAGAUCGUAGCUUUUUACCUAAAGAGCCCGUAUGCUAGGCUCACUCUGCUGUAUUCUCACGGAAAUGCAGCUGAUCUUGGUCAACUUUAUGACUUGUUUCUUCAGCUCAAAGCUAAUCUCCGAGUCAACAUCAUGGGGUCUGUGUUUAAAGCCCUCUUUCUGAUUGGUAUUAGAACCUUAGUGUUAUUAUUGUCUUCUUGUUGUUCUUGUAAUUUUAGCAUAAAUAGAAAUAUCUGUUUUUUUAUAAUUAAAAAUAAUACAGAGUAAUAAUUAAGCUCAUUGGAGCUCUCUGUGUUUUCUCUAUUGCUGUUUGUAAUUUUAUAUGCACAAAAAAUGCUUCAAGAAGCUUAACUCUAUUCUGACUUCUCCAGCUACGAUUUGUGGGGUUGUAUUUGGGAAAAACUACUCGGGUAUGGCAGAUCUCCGGCCUCAAUUUUUUUUAUUAGGAAAAAAAUCCUGUUUUGGACAUGUCCCUUUGUCUUCAUUAAUUUGGAAGAGAGGUACUCUUUUGUCUUUCUUCUUUAUACUCAUUUCGCUUGUUAGCAUUUUAAAUGAGAGCUCUUAAAAAAUUGGAAGAAAUGUACUCUUUUGUCUUUCUUCAUUUUUUUAAUGAGAGCUCUUCUUGUGGUGGCCGGAGGUCAUAGAGGGUGGGGGAAGGGACAGAGAAGGAAUGGGUCCCCUUCCCCACCAAAGAUAUGUGUCUUUAUAUGAUUAUUCUGGGUAUGGAGCCUCUACAGGGAAGCCAAGUGAAUUUGAUACAUAUGCUGAUAUAGAGGCAGUAUAUGAGUGCCUUCAAGAUGAGUAUGGAGUUAGUCAGGAAGAUGUGAUCCUAUAUGGACAGUCUGUUGGCAGUGGACCUACGUUACACUUAGCGGCUAAGUUGCCGAGGCUGAGAGGGGUGGUUUUACACAGUGGCAUUCUUUCCGGCCUCCGAGUGGUUUGUCAUGUGAAGUUCACUUUUUGUUUUGACAUUUACAAGAAUGUGAACAAGAUGCGCAAGGUAAAAUCUCCUGUGCUUGUAAUACAUGGAACAGCAGAUGAAGUUGUGAACUGGUUACACGGGGACAGACUAUGGAAAAUGGCGAGGGAACCAUACGAGCCAUUGUGGAUUAAAGGAGGCGGCCAUUGCAACUUAGAGCUCUACCCAGAUUACAUCCGCCACCUUCGCCACUUCAUUCAAGAAAUGGAGAAUAUGACCACUGAAGUCCGACUUAAAAAGAUCCGUCAAAAUCUCUCUGAUAUAAACAGGUCUUCUAAGACCACUACUACUUUGAGUUCAAACACUUUCUGUUGUCUAGUAAAAUUGGGCAGCAGAAAAUGCCCAAAGUUUGCUUGCAGCUUCAAACCAGUCACCACAAGAUGUUCGUGUUGGUGAACUGGUGAUAGAUAAGGUAGAUAUGGCGGGGAGGGCCGAGGGGGUAUAUUCUUUCAAUCUCCAUAGUAAUAGUAGUUCAUGUAAUAAACUAAUUUGUUUAUUUGUUUUCUUUUUUAAUCCUCCAACUUUAUUCUCUCUUUUGGGUGAAGUUGCUCUUA